GGUUAAGGUUAAAGUUUUAUUUUGUUUACCUUUUUAGUUAUUUUAAUUAUUUUAUAUUAAUUUGGUGUUAAUUUGCAAAUGAGUGAAUUUGUAACAAUUCAAGUGGGACAAUGUGGUAAUCAGAUAGGUGGUGCUUUUUGGCCCCAAAUACUAAAAGAAUACAAUGUCUCAAUUCACCAAAAACCUGAGAAACGUACAGUUUCACAGAGUGUCUCUUAUAACUCAUUGUCGUCCUUUUUUAACUUAACUAACUUGAGCUUGAGAAAAUCCACAGAGUGUAUGCCAUUAUAUGAAUUGUUAAAUAACCAAGUUAAAGCAAGAGCUGUAUGUAUUGACAUGGAAGAUAGCGUGGUUUCACGAUUUCGAACGGGACCAUUAAAAGGACUUUUUGAUGAAAGGUGCUUAUUAACUAAUUACCCUGGAUCUGGAAACAAUUGGGCUGAGGGGUUUUGUGAACAUGGUCCCAACUAUAAGGCAAAAAUUUUAAAAGUUUUGAGGCAUGUAGUUGAAAGAUGUGAUAGUUUACAUGGUUUUUUAAUGCUUUUUUCAACUGGAGGUGGUACAGGAUCAGGAUUAGGAACAUAUGUGUUAAAUUUACUGACUGAUAAUUACCCAAAAAUUGAGAGAUUUGUAUCUUGUGUUUACUCAACUGGUACUGAAGAUGUGAUAACUUGUCCCUAUAAUAAUGCUUUAGCAACCUAUCAGUUACUACAAAAUGCAACAUGCGUUUUUCCAGUUGAGAACAGAUGUUUACUAAAUAUUGUCUCGCAAAAAUGCAGAAAUAAUUUUUACACUAAGACUGAUAUAUCAUCAUUAUUUAAGCCAUUUGAAGAUAUGAACAAUAUCAUAGUUGAAAUGCUGCUCCAUUUGACAAGUGGUUCGAGGUUUCCUGGUAGUUUGAAUUUUGAUAUGAACGAAAUUAACACGAAUAUGGUGCCAUUUCCCCAGAUGCAUUUUUUAUCAGCUGGAUUUAAUCACUUAAAUAACAGUUGUGCAACAGGUCUCAGAAAAUCCAGUAAGCAAAUCAAAGAAAAUAAUUUUUUGGCAGCUUGUAAUCGCUCAAACCAAAUGAUAAAAGUAGAACCGCUAGGAUCAAAAUCGAUACUCUUGGCAUCAACGAUAAUUGGCAGAGGCGAUUACACUUUGACAGAUUUACAAUCCUACACUGAAAAGCUACAGGCCAAAGGCAAGUUUACGCCAUGGUCUAGGAAAUGCGUUAAAGCAGGGCUGUGUAGUGUCGCGCCAAAAAAUCAGAGCUCAGCAUUAUUUUCUCUUUUUAACACCACAGGAAUGUAUAGCCUCUUUGAGAAUAUUUAUGGGCAAUAUAAUAAAUUAUAUAGAAAGAAGGCUCAUAUUUAUCAUUAUCAGAAGAUUGAUAACUUUGAUUCGGAGUUAUUUACAGAAUGUCAAGAAUCUCUACUAAAUGUGAUACAAAAAUAUAAGGAGUUGGAACAACUAGUUCCUGUUUGUAUACCAAGACUGAAACCAUUAAUUGAAUAAAUUUCUGUUUUUUU
Molecule: messenger RNA, 1514 nt
Organism: Sitophilus oryzae (rice weevil)
Lineage: Eukaryota; Metazoa; Arthropoda; Insecta; Coleoptera; Curculionidae
Product: tubulin epsilon chain-like
Exons: 8
Coding region: 79-1500 (473 amino acids)
Biological process (GO): mitotic cell cycle; microtubule cytoskeleton organization
Cellular component (GO): microtubule; cytoplasm
Molecular function (GO): GTP binding; structural constituent of cytoskeleton
Source: RefSeq, a predicted model, not a curated record